Molecule: messenger RNA, 9654 nt
Organism: Dama dama (fallow deer)
Lineage: Eukaryota; Metazoa; Chordata; Mammalia; Artiodactyla; Cervidae
Gene: EXPH5
Product: exophilin 5
Exons: 6
Coding region: 212-6163 (1983 amino acids)
Biological process (GO): multivesicular body sorting pathway; intracellular protein transport; positive regulation of exocytosis
Cellular component (GO): endosome
Molecular function (GO): small GTPase binding
Source: RefSeq, a predicted model, not a curated record
GCAUCUCGGUUGGAUACGCUGAGAGCAAUGUGUCAUUAAGGUGUCAUCAAAAUUAGUCCUGUAGGUGUGGGCUGCUCCCUAGGUUUGUGAUUUUAGAUUUUCAAAGGGACGGGCUUCAUUGGCUCUGGAAUCAAGUACCUGAAACUUGAGAAAUGCCAUUGUAACAGGAGGCGCCCAGGAACUUAAGGGUAAUGCACACACAGUCUAGAAAAUGACGAAACUUCCUCAGGGGUUUGAUUGCAGUUUCCUAAACGAUGAAGAAGCCAGGAAGAUCCUUCAGGUGCUGGAAAGAAAUGAGGCGCUUCAGAGAGCAGAGAAGGCGAGGAUCAGCAAACUCCAGAAGACAAAGAGGGAUAUCAGAUGGCUUCAAGGAGUGACUGGUGAAUGGUUUGAAGAAAUUCAAAGGAAAAAGUUUUGUAAUGAAACAGAUGUUAGCCAAAUGUUAAAACAACCGCUUACACAUAGGCUGAGAAAGGGGAUGGCAGAAAAUGAUCCUGUGGAAUUACAAACAUCAAGAUCUAAAAAUAUACUCAAUCAAAGAAACCCAACAUCCAUUCCUUCUCGGCUGAGCUUCAGAUCAUCAUUUGCUUCCUUGUUCUCAUUCAGAAAAUCCAGAAAGGAGACUUCAAAGCUUCAGUCGCUGGGACAGAAAGGAUGUGAUGGCCACACACCUUCUGUGUCUGUGAGGGGAACCACUUUGCAGUCAAAAAUAUACAGCUCACCUCUGGAAAGCCAAGCCCCUGACAGUACAGCUGUCCCCGAGCCAGCAAGCAUGAGGGAGGGAAGUCCUGUCCCUCCGUGGGAUGGUUCACUGCUGGAGGAGGAGUUCUUCCAAGUUUUAGAUGAUUUGGAUAGCAAACUGGCUCAGGAACAAUCUCCAAGCUCAGUGAAUACCAGAACACCUCUCAACAUUGGAUCAAGGACACAGUUCAGUCGUUUUUACUCCAGUGGGAGCAAAUACAAUCAUAUCACAGGAAGGCACAAAAAUCGCUAUCAUGAAACUUCUAAUAUGUCUAUCUAUGAUGUCUUAAGACCAGGAACCCCUAGGGAAGGUUUUAAAACCUUUUCUCCUAGAACAAGGACAAUCUAUGAUAUGUAUAGGACAAGGGAACCCAGAGUUUUAAAAGAAGAUUAUGUGCAAAAGAACACUUUUGGUAGUACUUCUCUGUGUUUUGACAGCAGGCAACAAUCAGCCUCAUCAGCUACAGGGUAUUUCAAAGCAAGAAGCUUAUAUUUUCCAGCCACAACUCGGAAUAAGACUGGGUUUAUAUCACCAAGCCACCAACAGAGCCCAAAGAGAACUCCUUUAUCAUCUAUCAUAUGGAAUAGAUCAGAUUCUUCUAGAGAUAGGCAGAACCAGGAAGAGUUCCUGGAGGCACCAUCACCAAUGGAAAUUGACCCUGCUGACCAGUAUAUGUAUCCCAGGUGUUUCCAGGAGAAUAGGAGAUAUGAAUUUUACCAUUCACAGAGUGUUUACCAAAGUGUUGGUUUAAAUGUUCCCAUAGAUAAUGCAAUGAAUCCUGACCCAUUUGAGAACUCAGAAAAUAUGCCAUUCUACCAUGAAGAUAACCCAUUUGCUAGGUCUUUCUUUACCAAUACCUUUGGACGGAGCAGGGGACAGAGAUUUGGACAAAAUCCUUUUUGGGGCCAACAGGAAGAACAUUCUUCUUCUGACUUUCAUCAAAGCAGGAAACCAUUUACUUCUUCUGACAGAGACUUUGAAAUGAUCUCCACUGAAGUUAACAGUGCACUAGCUGGUCAUGGCCAUAGUGUUCCUUCUCAUCACUGGGGGUCAUUUUCUCCUGGUUACAGGACAAAUAUUCCCAGAAACCAACAGAUACCACAUCCCUGGCAGCUUGAUUCUCAGACAUCCACACUGGAGAGCAUGGAGGUGUCACAAGGUAAUGGGAACCAGUCUACUCAUUUCAGCCCAGCCAAUGUUUGUUCCAUGACUGGUGCAAGCUAUCACAUGAAAUCUGGUGGGUUAGAAUGUUCUCCUAUGGAAGUACAUGUAAACAAAGAACCUUACUCAUUUGGAAUUGCUCAAACUCUAGCAUCCCCAUUCAAAAGUACCUUCCUGCACAUUCCUGAUGACAGAGGGAAUCCUCAGAGUCCUAACUUUCAGAUUCCCACAGUCACUUUGCAGAAAGUUAAGCCAGCUUCUCUUCCAAUCAGAAACUAUACAGAAGUCACUGUGACCAACGUUUCAGUUGAUUCUCUGCCUCUGACUGAAAGCCAAGCCAAUAUCUUGGUCACAGAAGUAAAUAAUGAGAAAGACUUGAACGCAUCUGUUUUGGAAAAAGACAAAAAAAUAAACAAGAUAGACCAGACAAACAUGACAGGUGAAAUACCCCAACUUGUUUCACAGACAGUAAUUUCUAACCCUUUACCUGAUGUUCAAAAUCCCCUUUCCCAGGACUCAGACAAGAGCAACAGAUUUGUUUUUAAUGCAUCUACCACAGUAAGUUCAAAAAGGUUGCCUGGAGUCAUUUCCAGGAGAGAUACCUCCAAAAUUCAUAAAGCCAAUGAACUGAAAAAAGGUAAGAGUUAUACUGGAAACAGAAAACUUGACUCAGCAACUUCCCUUCCUUUCAUUCAGGAAAGCAGAACAACAUCACUUUUUCUCAGCCCAAAUCAAGUUUGUCACCAGGAGUUAACAGUAAGUAAUGAAGAUAUUUCAAGCAUUGUUAAAAAUAACCAUGGGAGUUCUGAACAUGCUGAUAAUCAAUACCCACAGUCUCCAGAAAAGCCUGCUCCUUUAGAUACCAAGGGAGAACAAUGUAUCAUGACUUAUUCUAGCAACUGCAGCCAGUCAGAUGCUGAUCAAAACAUGCCCCAUAAUUCUUUAGAUCUGUCUUUAGCGGCACUACCAGAUUCCUCACCAUCAAAUGAUUCUUCCCUUGAUGCUCUGGUAAUUCCUUCUACCACAGUGUUCUGGAAAUGUCCUUCAAACAAAGAUCCAUCUCUGGGAGAAAGAGAAGACAAUGAUUACAAGAACCAAAAUAGUCAGUUUUCCCUAAGCCACUUAGAAAACCAAACGAGUAAUGAUAAUGGUGCACCUGUACAUAAUGAAGAGGUUAAUGUUGUCAAAUGCCCAUCACAACCUCUUUUCAGGGGUGGAAAGGGAAAAGGAAAAAUAAGACAACGCAUAUCCUACGUCGAAACAUUAAGCAAAACAGAAAGUAGAUCAGUGCCUACAAGUGAAAGCAGCACUCUCACUGAGGGAACUCAAGGCAAUUCCAGGUCUCCUGAGCGUCAUGAGAUUUAUUGUACUUUACCGAGAAAAUCAGCCAUUUUUCUCAUCGGUAACAGGAAGCCUGAAAGUACGACGAUGCCUUCUUUGUUUAGGAAUGAGCCAGUUGCAUUACCGAUCAAAAAUGAUGUGGAAGAUCCAAUAGGAAAGUACACAUCAAAAAAAUCCAGUCCCAGUUCUUGUGAAUCAGAGAGUGAAUGUUCCAAAGUCGUUUCGGACUCAGUCUCAGUAGCACUUGAAGCCACAGAAGGGAUGACAAAUAAGACAAAAAUUGGAUCUGCUUCUGUUAGAAAGGGGCCACUUCCAGUCCUCAUCAAGAGGGCUGUGUCAUGUCCUUCAGAAGUGCUUUAUGCCUCAACUGGAAGAGAUGAAAGAGAAAAAUGCCUGAUUUCCGAUACAGAUGCUUCUACUAUAACACUUAGGCCUUGGGAGAGACUCAUUAACCCUCUGGGAAGUGACUCAUCUGUUUGUGAAUGUUCUUUAAGCAAGAAACACCACCAGGAGGAAUACGUACAAGAAUGUACUGAAAAGAAUGGUAAAAUUUCUGCCUCCAAGACAGGCAUAUUUUCCCAUCCAAGUGAACACCCUUUACCUUUUUCUUCGGAUAUGUCAGAACAAGAAACUGGGAAAACUUUACAUAAAUUUAAGACUACGAGUAUGUUUUGUGUUUCUGGUGAUGAAGAUAAUGUGAAGUGUCUUGAGGUGGUUUCAAUAUAUUAUACUCUACCAAGGAAGCACAGCAAAAAAUUCUGUGACCUUCUUCAAAAGUAUACACAAGACAUCGAUUCACUUACAGAAUCAACUAAAGUGGGGACUAAAACAUCUGAUGCUUUAGAAAAAGACCAACUGAAUUAUCCUGCACAAGGCCAGUCAGGAACACCUUUGUCUAAAGAUACCUCUGCUCAGGAGACCAGUCAUCUUUCUCACAUCACUGAAAAUAUGACUGUUUUACAAUUACCAAGUGUUGAGUCCUCAGAAUCUACAUUACAGGAAAUGGCUUCUAUUGAAGCAGAUGUUUCUCUUCAUAAACGAGAACCUAAAACUGGAGAAAUUUCCCCAUACAACUUAGCUAAAACACCUCCACCUGAUUCACAAAGCAGGAAAAAGAAUGAGAAAAAAUUGCAAAGUGAAACUGUGUUUACUUCACCAAUGCUUCAGGAAAAAAAAGUUACAAGAGAGAAAUCUGAAAAUUGUCUGCACUCCAUUAAAUCAGAUGACAGUGGUUUUUCUAACUUCCCAGCCCAUUCAGAAGAGAAUGUUGAAAACUCCAUCAUAAGAAGUUCUGGGGAGCAUACAGGUAGUGAUACAGCCAUUACAGCUACUGGAAGUCUUCAAAAAGAUAUCGCAGGCAUAGUUACAGAGGAGAGCUCCAAUGGAUUUCAGCCUAGGGAAGUCAGAGGGGAAAUUAGAGAAGAUUUCCCCCAAAACUCUGAGAAACCGCUUUCUGACUCAGAAAGCCAAGUCUUUGCUCUUACUCCGGCCUUGAGUAAACUACAGCUUGAUGAGACUUGUUCAAGUGAACAAGAUUUAGACAGUUCACAGUCUGAACCCAGAGAACUACUUGAAAGAAGACAGGGGGUAAAUACAACACAGAGCAAGGCUAAAGAUGAAAUGCAGAAGUUGGCAUGGAAUCAACGUUCACUUCCUAAAGGAAGUAAUAACAGUAAAAAAAGCUUGGCUGACCUAGAAAAAGGGAAAAGCAGAUCUCCAGUUAAACACGGAUUGGCAGUUAUGUCCAAAGCCAGCAGAAAAUUUCCAGCUAAAGAUUUAUACCCUAGAAGACAUGUAGCUACUAUCUUUCCCCAAAGUGGGAACAGUUCUGGCUUUAGCAGUUUGUCCCUUGGCACACCAGAAUGCAACCCACUGUCCCUUGAGCCUCCUUUAAAGUCCACAGGAACCACAGAUGAAAGCAGGUUAAGUAGUGAUGGCAUAAAUGUGGAGAAAUCCGAGAACCCUCUCCAGCUUACUGCAAUAUCCAAUAGAGAAGCUUGUACACCCUUAAGCAAUCAGAAGUCCAACAACAUUUCACAACCACAUCAAAACGAGUUUAAAAAUAUCUCAGAAUCACAACCAAAGUGUGAGAAUUCUGAGGAUGUAACAGUAACUCCGAUUUUGGAAACAGAACCAGGAGCCCUGGCCCAACCCACGUUGAUCAGCCUCAGGGAAGCAGACUUCCCUGACCAUCAGAGGAAGUUGAAACCCCCUUUUCAACUGGAGCCUGUGGAGAAAUCUACGGUGUGCGUCCCACUGACCAGUUGUCAGCAAGGACAAAGCAGUGCUUCAUCUCUGGAGUGUGAACAUCAGCCACACCCCUAUCGUUCAGAGAGCUUAAAAAGCGUCAAUGUACAUGGUGAUAUACUACGAAUAAGUCAUCCUCCAAAAGUCAGAGAGCGCCAUUUUUCUGAAAGCACUUCUAUUGAUGAUGUCCUGAGUCGACUGACCCUUGGGAAUGAAUUCUCUAACAGCGGGUACAGUCGAAGAUUUAAAUCUUUUUCUGAACUUCCCUCCUGUGGCGAAAAUGAAAGUUGGACUCUGAACAACAGCAGGACAAAAAUGGGUCCUAGGUCUGCAACAUCUAUAUCCAGGCCUAUUGACUAUGGGAUUUUUGGGAAAGAACAACAGUUGGCUUUCUUGGAGAAUGUAAAGAGGUCACUCACACAAGGGAGAUUAUGGAAACCAAGUUUUCUUAAGAACCCUGGCUUCCUGAAAGAUGAUGUAAUUAACCCUGCUAACCCGACAGAGUCAUCGACUUCAAAUUCUCCUAGUAACCAGAGGCCAGAGGAUGGCUUAUCUCUAAGCACGCCACUUAAUAUCUAUGAAGAGGAUCCAGUAGACUUGGAUUGUGACACAGACACGACCACGGAUGACGAAUACUACUUGGAUGAAAAUGACAAAGAGUCAGAACUGUGAGCCUUUUUCAAUGACAUGUAUAACCUUUUCACCAAAAGUUUAUAAUGUAAAUAAAGUGUAAAUAUGUAUGUCUAUGGAAAGGACAGAUACUAAAAAAAUCUAGUCUGGGCAAUAGCUGCUGUGAAACAAUCCAAAUUCACUCCCCCACCCCCCACCCCGUGUAUAGACAUCCUGAAUCCUAGAGCAAUGAAUUCUUGUUUAGUGUUUUCUUCCUCUGUAUAUAUGCUUGGUCUUCUGCCACUCAGCCCCAAAUUAAUCUCUUAAUUCACGAUCCAGUUUUGGCUGUCUGCUCUACAUCCCCCCUAACUUUCUUUCACCUUUCCAAUCCCAGCACAACAGCAAAUCUCUAUACUGCAUCUUCCAGUCCAUACUCCAUAUUCGAUUGUUAAAUAAAAUGUAGGGAUGAUAACAAUGGAGUAAGUGUUAUUAUCCUGUUUGACUCAUCAACCUUUAGAAGAUUUAGAGUUUGGGUUUGGUUUUUUUUUUUUUCUUGAACAAAGAUCAGGGGAUUUCCAUAAGGACAUCCUGUUUUAUCCAUAGUGGAGAAGGGAGGCACAUAUUUGAAGUGCUUAUUGUUAAGAGGUGAAUCUCUAGUAAGCCAAAGAACAUUGUUGUUGUUCAGUUGUGUCCAGCUCUUUGCGACCACAUGGACUGUAGCAUGUCAGACUUCUCUAUCCUUCACUAUCUCUUGGAGCUUGCCCAAACUCAUGUCCAUUGAAUCAGUGAUUCUAUCCAACCAUCUCAUCCUCUGUUACCCACUUCCCCUCUUGCCCUCAAUCUUUCCUAGCAUCAGGGUCUUUUCCAAUGAGUCAGUUCUUCACAUCAGGUAACCAAAGUAUUAGAGCUUCAGCUUCAGUCCUUCCAGUGAAUAUUCAGGGUUGAUUUCCUUUAGGAUUGACUGGUUUGAUCUUCUUGCAGUCCAAGGAGCCUUCAAGAGUCUUCUCCAGCACCACAAUUUGAAAGCAUCAGUUAUUUAGCACUCAGCCUUCUUUAUGGUCCAACUCUCACAUCCGUAUAUGGCUACUGGAAAAACCAUAGCUUUGACUAUGCGGACCAUUGGCAAAGGAAUUCAUUUGAAAUAGUUUCUAGGAUGGUACAGAGGGUGGCUUAGCCACAGAAUUUCUGCUUGGGAAGGGAACACAUCUGUGGGGUGGAGAUAAGCAGACAUCCCUUCAUGAGAUUGACAUCCUUAAUGCAGCUCUUUCAGCAACUGUUUUGUUUUGUUUUUCUUGUUGUUGAUUUGUUUCUGCUUUUCCCCAUUUCCACAGAACCAUCCAUGUAAAAGUUUUCUUUAUUUGCAGGAUAGAAAACUUUUUUCCAUGUGAGACAUUUUAGUCACAAGCAAUAGCCUUGGUCAAGUCCCUAAAGUACUAUCAUGUUAGAUCCGACACCUUGAGGCUCACAGCCUUCUUUGGCAGAUUUUCCAAACCCUUAGAAGUUAGAAGGCAGAGCUUCUAAAGGUUUGUCACAAUGAUUCCUUCAAUAAUUUUAUCAAGACUAAAUAGCUUGUCAUACCCACUGAUAACUUGGCUUUCCUAGCUCUUUAAUUUGCCAUGCAGAACUUCUGGAGAUUUCUCUUGUGUUCGUGCCUGGAGAAUCCCAGGGACGGGGGAGCCUGGUGGGCUGCCGUCUAUAGGGCCGCACAGUGUCAGACACGACUGAAGUGACUUAGCAGCAGCAGCAGCAAUCAGGAAGACCAAUAAACAGGCAGCCGCGAAGCUAACCUAAUAGAACUACAGAAAACAUACCAUUCUAGUUCUUAGUAUUGUGAGGGUCAACAUGAAUGGAUUGUAUCUUGUUGGGUCUAUAUUUGCUUCCUGGCCUAAUUUUGUUUUCAUUUUUCUCACCUAGUCUGUUUCAUCCAUAGAAGUUAAGGAUAAUGAUAGGAGUUGGGAAAAUGUACUGAGAUCUGGAACUGAUGGAAAUGCAAGAAAGGACCACACUGUUAUUAUCCUUGCAAAUAUUGCCUUGUCUAGAAGCUAAAUGCCAGAGCUAGUUUACAUUGUUCUCAUGAAACUCAAAACUGGUGAAAAUGAGGUAACUACAUGAAAGCUAUUUCUUAAACCUAUAAAUUGUCUUAAACUUCAAGUUCUGACCAAUUCUCAAAAAAGACUGACAGUAGAAUUUUAAUUGAACUGUUCUAAAUAUUUCCAUUUAAAUUUGUAUGAUAACGCAUAGGUAACAUUUUAUUCUUUGUUCAUGUAUGUUUGUAAAUUCUAUCUUCCUUUUUCUAUUUAUCUGAUUAUUUAAUUAAAACUUCAUAAACCAUAACCUAUGUUUUCUAUUUUAAAAUAUUAAAAGUUAAUAUUUUAAUAUUAAGAUUCUUGGUUUUUUAAAUGAUCAGCUUGCAAGUUCUAUUUCGGUAAACACUCUGAGCCUACGUGUAUGUUACAAAAGGUGAAAUGAAGUUAGCUUAUUUUUCACUGAAUUUAGCCUUUAUCAGCAGUUAGGUAAGUUAAGAUCAGGCUAAAUAACUACUUUCGGGCCCUGAUUCUCUGUACUAGAAUCUAACACCCGAAUUUAAAGGUAAUUGAUGGCCAGUGCUCACUUGCACCAUUUGUAAUAUUUGCUUGUUGGUGUGGCUCAAGAAUCAAGAAAACAGAAAAUUUAUGAAAAUAGCACCUUCCAUAAAGUUUUAUACCUUUAUAAAACACUUCAUUAAAGAAGUAUAGCAAAUAUCUAUGUAUUUUAACAUACAAAGUGCUGCUUUUUAAUAUUCAUUUUUGGUAUAGCUAUAGUAAUUUAUACUAGUCAUUUUUUAUACUCAUAACUUGCUUUCUAAUAUAUAAUCAUCAUUAAAGUAAAUAUUCACAUAAAUGGAGUCAGUAAUGAGGGAAUCAAUAUGAAUAAUUACCUGGUAAAUUACUAGUUCAUUUAAAUAAUAGACUUAUACAACCAUAAGUUUUAUGUGUAAACUCCAUUUAAAAUAAGACUCAAUGAGAUUAAUAUUCAGAGACUUCCCUCUAAAUAAUUUACACCCUAACAUUGUCAAUACAUUGCUAUUAAUAAAACUCCAACAGCUAAUAAUAAGGUUUUGGCUGAUGAUAAGCUAAUAAAAACUACUUUGUAUAGAAAGUACAUGGGUGCCUGUGCCUGUCCUAGGGUUGAUGAAAGUCCACUUAAGUUUAUGGUGAAGAUAGGUAUCAAAUUGGAAAAUCCACACCUAUAUAAAAGUUAUAUAGUCCAUUGAAUGCCAGAAGGUUAAAGAGGCCUUAUUGCUAAGAGUUUAUUGUUAGUAAUAGUAGUAAUGCUUCAGAAUAUCCAAUUUAAAUGUAUAGUGUAAAUAUGUAAAUAUUUUACUUUGAGGCUCUUUGUGACUGGCAUUUCUGUGUUUCUGAAACAUAUAAUAAGCCUUAAGCACUAUUGUUUAAAAUGUCAAAUAAUCCUUUUAUGUACUUGCUAUCAAACUUCUUCUCUGGGUAUGAAAUAUGUUACAAGACAAGGUGCGAAUUUAAAACAAUGCCGGUAUUGAAAUAAAUGAUUUAAAUGGA